AUUUCAUAGCAACACGAAAUUCGUGGCUCCAAAUUCUUUCUGUACCUGCAUAUUCUCCGUCAUGUCCCCCUCAGCCACAGCGACCGACGAUCCUCUCUUCACACAGCAAGAGAUUCCAGGAAAAGGGAAAGGACUUGUCGCAAAUCGUAGCAUACCGGCUGGCACGCUUCUGAUCAGUGAAGAACCUCUCUUCACCACAGAAAGUCUGCAAGAUGCGGACACAAUCGAGAAAGACCUUGCCGCAAUAGUCAAAGCCCUUCCCAAAGACGGCCAACGAGCCUUCCUAUCCCUGCACAACAAUUUCAAAGGCGAACCCAACCCAUUCAGCAAUAUCGUCCGUUCCAAUGGCUAUCCUCUGGGCCCCAGCAGUGGCAUCGGCGGAAUUUUCCCUCUCGUCUCCAGAAUAAAUCAUUCUUGCCUGCCCAACGCGCAGCAUUCCUGGAACAGCACACAAAACCGCAUGCUGGUUCAUGCAGUUCGAGAAAUCGAAGAAGAUGAAGAACUCACACUUUCCUACCUCAAUGGCGGACCUUCGACGACCCGACAAGAAAUCCUAAAACAGAAUUUUAGAUUUACGUGCACUUGCGAAUUGUGCUCGCUUUCCCCGCAACAGCUCAAAAUUUCCGAUGCGCGGCUCAAGCGCGCUCAAGAACUCGACUCCAGUAUCGGCGACCCAAAGACUGUACGCAAUGCUCCGGAACGCGCAUUGAGAGAUUGUAGAGCUCUUCUCGACAUCUACCAGAAAGAGAAGGUGUCGGAUCUGCGGUUGCCUAGGUUAUACUACGACGCGUUCCAGAUCGUCGCAAUGCAUUCGGACGCUGCACGAGCCGCGGCUUUUGCGAGAAGAGCGAGGGAGUCGAGGACAAUUUGCGAGGGAAAGGACAGUGAUGAGGUGGAGAAUUUGUUCAUGCUGGAAAAGAGCCUGGAGAUGUAUGAGAAUUUUGGUGUGACAAAGAAGUGGAAGUCGAAGGUGGGAGAUGGGCUGACAGAAGAAGAGGAGGAGAAGUUUGAGAAGUGGUUGUGGAUGGAGAAGUCGUGAUGAGCGACUGGAGGACUACACAUGACGUGUUGUGUACGCAUCCGCUCUCGCUUGUUUAGCUUGGCGAGGAUAUGGGCUAUUUGCAUCCUUCUGCGCUACCAUUUCCCCGCUACCGCAGUAUCAGUGAGAGCUAUACACCCUUUGGCGGCUUCGGCAAACACAUUUCGCGCUCCAGAAGUGGCUUCAGCCUUGGACAAUCGCCAUGAACAGUCACUCUCUUGAGUCCUCUGAACCUGCGCAGCCAAUUGAUCAUCUCGAGCCUCAAUGCGCUGCGUAGAGGCCCUGGCCGUCCAUUACUGCGAAGAAUCGUUUCCGGCUCGGACGCCCAUAUGUCAACUUCUCGAAGUGCAGCCAGAUGCUGAAUCAGGCCAUCAACCUCUUGGACGUGGAAAGAUAUCCAGCUGCGAUCAAGUAUGAAAGCAAGGCGAUGGACAUGUGGCAAUCUUCUUGGACUAGUGAACGAAUGGAACCGAUUGUGCGAUUCAACGGUCCGGAACAAAAAGGUUUCAGACGAUAGAAGAUGGGGAGAGCUUCGUCGUGGAGCUAUUGCAACGUCAGUCCGCAGUUUCUCUCCGAAAAGCUCAAGCACUUCCCUGAUGGUUGACCCGAAGAAUUGAGAGAUGCUCACCGAGCUCAGGUCCGAGCAGCAAUUCGCGCGGGAUGGAAUUACUGCGCCCGUAAUUCUCCGCCGACCUUGGUAUCAGGUCUAUUCCACUGAUCUCUGUGUGCUUGUCUCGGGUCAGAGGACAGAGACGAACUUUUUUUGCUUGCGACCAGAUACAGACACCACUCUUUGGGAGUACCAGAGCCUGCUUAAGAAUCAUUUCACGUAUCUCCAACGGCAAAUCUAGGAGUCGAAAGGUUCCGCUUCUAGUCAUGCCUUGACGAAGCCCGAGGAACAUGGGGACAGACCGAAGAUCGAGCGACCAAGUCGCCUGUGCAAUUGAAGCUAUGUCUGACACUCCGGGUGCAUGGGCGACAAUAGGCACCUCGUAUGUCGACAAUGCAGCACUGAAUUUUCUGCUGAACGUCCAAGCCUUCGACUCAUUCGAUCUCUCGUCGGCCGUGCGUUAGAAAUUUCUGAGACCGAGCCUACAGAAGACUCCCACUGCUAUGUUGCCGUAAUACUGGAAUGUUCGGAUGAUCCAUUGCAUGAUGGUGACCUCCGAUUGCGCCUCGUUGUCGUCACUGAGAAGCGCGAUAGCCAUGAUAAUCAAUUGUGCUGCAGUGAAGGGAGGUGCAGUGGUAACCGAGCCUUUGUGAGGCCCUAUCAACUCUUGGAUCUCGCGUUGGAAGCUCCGAAGGUCAGUGAUAUCGGAUGCCAUGCUGGUAUGAAAUGCAGGUUUGGAUGGGUGAGGCCAGAAAUUUUCUAUUGAGGCACAAGGGCAGUCUUAUCUACUUGCCUCGUGUUUGCUGCACAUGAACGAUCUCACGAUCGCUCUUUCUCGAAAUGAGAGCAGACUGAAUUCGAAUGCUUGAGAUAUUGCCGAAGGCGUGGAAGAACACUUCACGACUCAUUUCGUUGAGCGUAGAUUUCUGCGCAUUGCACUAGUCUCUAUAUGCUCCCGCGUAGUA
Messenger RNA from Cercospora beticola, 2614 nucleotides. Its product is annotated as SET domain-containing protein. The record is from RefSeq and is a predicted model, not a curated record. Gene Ontology annotation, molecular function: protein binding. Lineage: Eukaryota; Fungi; Ascomycota; Dothideomycetes; Mycosphaerellales; Mycosphaerellaceae.